Cuscuta epithymum is the source of this 818-nucleotide messenger RNA. NCBI's taxonomy places the organism in Eukaryota, Viridiplantae, Streptophyta, Magnoliopsida, Solanales, Convolvulaceae. The record is from the annotation of a GenBank genome assembly.
GGCGGAGGCUACACAACUUAUAGUAGCGCAACUUUCGGGGUUGACGGUCCUCGAUUCAUGGCACGUGGCAUCACAUUCCGGAACACGGCCGGUCCACAGAGAGGGCAGGCGGUGGCUCUCCGGUGCUCCUCCGACCUCUCCGUCUUCUACGGCUGCAGCUUCGAAGGCUACCAAGACACCCUCUUCGUCCUCGCGCAACGCCAGUUCUACAAAUCAUGCCUCGUCUACGGCACCAUUGACUUCAUCUUCGGCAACGCCGCCGCCGUGAUCCAAGACAGCAUAAUCUACGUCCGGAAACCCAUGUGGGGCCAAAUCAACGUCGUCACCGCCCAAGGCCGGGCGGACCCCUACCAGAACACCGGAAUAUCCAUCCACAACUGCCAAAUUACCACCGGCCCGGACCUUAAACCGGUGGCGGGGUCCUACCAGACGUUCCUCGGACGGCCGUGGCAGAAACACUCCAGAACGGUGGUCCUAACGAGUUACAUAGAUGGUCACGUGAACCCUCAGGGGUGGUUACGGUGGCGAAACUCGGACUUUGCGUUGACCACGUUGUACUAUGGAGAAUACAUGAACAGUGGGCCCGGGUCAACGACAACGUCGAGGGUGACGUGGCCGGGUUACCAUGUUAUUACCAGUCCGGAUGUUGCGGCGAAUUUUACUGUGUCUAAUCUUAUUGCUGGUCAGGGGUGGUUGCCUUCUACUGGGGUGCCGUUUACUGCGGGUUUAAUGUGACAUAAUUGUGAUUAUGAUUGGGUGGAUCGUGUUUAAUGUUUAUUUAAGUGAUUUUUAACUUCGUGCAUUUUAGUGUUGGCUCG